Messenger RNA from Bicyclus anynana (squinting bush brown), 1812 nucleotides. RefSeq lists its product as uncharacterized. The record is from RefSeq and is a predicted model, not a curated record. NCBI's taxonomy places the organism in Eukaryota, Metazoa, Arthropoda, Insecta, Lepidoptera, Nymphalidae. The coding region runs from base 116 to 427 and encodes 103 amino acids. The transcript has 4 exons.
AAUACAAACCACAAGUUUUAUAUUGAAAUGUCGCAUAGUCGCAGAUACUAGUGUCAACUGAGGAACGUUUAUUGUAUUGUUUAUAGUUAUUUAUUAUUAAUAUUAAUAAUCAAUAAUGGCUUCGUUAACAGUGUUCUUUUUAAUUGUCUGUAUUGUUGUGACGUGUUCGUCUUCACCAGUACCAAGGAGUAUUGAAGCACUUCAAACCACGGACGUCAAGGAGGUGCAGGAUAUUAUUCUCCAGGAUAUUAUGAACGCGAGGAAUAAGAGGGACACCACGUAUACAUACUCUUAUAGCGCGUCUAGUAAAACGGAAUCAUCAGUGAGUUGGAGUAUGACACGUACUGAGACUGGGAAUGGGCCUACAAUCAAUAUAGGGCCAGGGCAUCAUAACACAAAUUAUGUGAAAAUCAAUUACAACAUAUAGUAAUAAUAAUAAUAAGUGUAUUUUUGUGACAUCAUAUUAUAAAAGGUAUCAUGACAAAACUGUCUAUCGGAGUUUCAAUCGUUUAUACUAGUAAUAUAAGUUAUUCAUCAUUCAUUAUCAAACCACAUUUGUCUUACUGCUGAGCUCGAGUCUCCUCUCAGAAUGAGAGGGGUUAGGCCAAUGCUGGCCUAAUGGGGAUUGGCAGACUUCACACACGUAGAGAAUUAAGAAAAUUCUCUGGUAUUUUCCUCCCGAUGUUUUUUCUUCACCGUUUGAGACACGUGAUUAUUAAUUUCUUAAAAUGCACAAUACUGAAAAGUUGGAGGUGCAUGCCCGGACCGGAUUCUAACCCACACCCUUCGGAAUCGGAGGCAGAGGUCAUAUCCACUGGGCCAUCACGGCUCUCAAUAUAUAUAAGUUAUUAAGUUCUAUUAAUUAUUAUUUUUUUCUUUUUAUUUAUCUGACAGAUUUUAAAUACCUAAGGGAAUUCUGUAUUUAGACCAGGCGAUGUGAGGAGUUGAGUGUGCGUUAUAUGAGGACCGCGUUCUGUUUACAGUUUUGAAUGUGCAGAAUAUGAUUGUGGGUGUUGCCAGGAGGAUUGUUGGUUCAUUAUUUUUAAUACCCGAAGAGGGUGCUCUUCGAUAUCGACUAAAUAGACUAAACAAAUGCUUUGAAAUAAUUUUAUUGCUUGGUUUAUCAUGGAUAUCCAAUUGUUUCUAGUGAUUAAAGAAACUGAUAGAUAUAAUCAAUUAAAGAAAACGCAAAAGUUAAUAACAAGAGCUGGUUACAAAAUACAGCGUAGAAUUUUUAAACGAGUACAUGUAUCAAAUUUUAUAAUUGCAACUUGAAAAGAGAAAGGCUUUCCAUACAAAGUAUCAACGCCUAUUUCAUCCCCCUUUUAGUUUAAACUUUGCAAUAAAAAGCUUUAAUACUGCGACCUCCUUUGCAGUAUGAACUCAAAUCAUGUUUCUUUUAAAUUCAUACAGUAGUUCUGUUAAUGUUAUUAACUUUCUAGUGUUUUAUUUAAUUGAAUUAUCAAUUAGCAAUAUUAGUGUUGUGUGUGGUCUUAUUCGAACCGUAUACUGUAUGUAUACAUGAAUGAAUAAAUAAAUAUGUUUACAUCACAUACUAUUUUCAAUAAUUUUGAAUAUUUUUUUCAAUAAUGCAAAAUUUUUUGUUUGAUAUAUUAAUAAACGUACGUGCGUAUAGAAUAUUUAUAUGUACUUAUAUAUACUAUAUUAUGUUCGUAUUAUCUUUUAUGACGUUUAUGUUUAUGUUAUAUUUAGCACCGCUUUAUAAAAAAGAUAAUAGGUAUAAAUGUAUAAAAACAAUGCAUUGAUAGGCAGCUGUGUUGUUACUGAAAACUUUAUAAGCUUAUUAUUAAA